Spodoptera littoralis (African cotton leafworm) is the source of this 817-nucleotide messenger RNA. The record is from the annotation of a GenBank genome assembly. Lineage: Eukaryota; Metazoa; Arthropoda; Insecta; Lepidoptera; Noctuidae.
AUGGAUUGGAAAAAAGCGAAAUUUUUUAUUUUGUCAACUGCUACUGUGUUUGUCGCUACACAAAUAGUAAAAAAAGCUUACAACUAUUUUUUUAAUCCAAGAAAUGAUGAACGUGAGGAAUCAAGUGACGGCAUGUGCGAAGUUUCGCAAAAUCUUAAAAACCGUGAUAUAAACGACGUGAUAGUGUUCUCAAACGAUGCGACUCGACAUUCAAUAAGAAUACCGCCAACAAAAGAUAUUUUAAUAUGUGAAAGUAGAGAUUUAAAUUGCUACAAACUACUCACAUACAUAAACCACACGUGAGACAUUGGACGUGUGUAUGUAUCUAAUAACUAGCAAAGAAAUAGCAGAAGCAAUUAUAAGAUUAGGACAAAGACAUGUCAUUAUAAGAAUAGUUGUUGACAGUGAAACGGCAUUCAAACCACCAUCACAAAUUAAAAAGUUAAAAGAAUACAGUUUCAUCCAAGUGCAGCCGAGUAAAAAGACUAUUUUAAUGCACCACAAAUUUUGCAUUGUUGACGGGCCAAAAGCCAUUCAUCGGAAAAAACUGUUAAAAGCUCAAGCCGAAAAGUUAAAUUCUCAUGCGAAAGAAACAAAAAAGCCAGUGAAAAUCCAGGCUAAGGUCAAAGUCACAGGUUUUGUAAUGUCUGGUUCUUUGAACUGGUCCUCCCAUGCAAUGGUUUCAAAUCAUGAAAGCGUUAUUGUUACAUCACAUCCGAAAAUAGUCGAUAAAUUCGAAACCGAGUUUGGGAGUUUGUGGGUGGACAAUGAGCCGAUAUUGAAGUCGUCGUUAAAUACGUCAUUGAAUACGCCGUGA